AUAAAUAUAUUCUCUUCACUUAUACUCACAUCACUCGUAACCCUCUCAUUUCCUAUUUUUCUCACCAUGACUAAUUAUUAUAAACAUAUCAACUACCCAAACUACGUAAAAAUCUCUAUUAUUUGUGCAUUAUCACUCUGCAUAGUACCAACACUAAUAUUUAUUAACUCAAACUAUGAACUUAUUAUCUCAAACUGACACUGAAUAACUAUCCAAACAUUCACUCUCUCCAUAAGCUUCAAGUUAGACUAUUUUUCUAUACUUUUUAUACCUGUAGCAUUAUUUGUGACAUGGUCAAUUAUAGAAUUUUCAAUAUGAUAUAUACACUCAGACCCUUUCAUUAACCGCUUCUUCAAAUACCUACUCCUAUUCCUUAUCACUAUAAUAAUUCUAGUUACAUCCAACAAUCUAUUCCAACUAUUCAUUGGCUGAGAAGGAGUAGGCAUCAUAUCCUUUUUAUUAAUUGGCUGAUGAUACGGUCGAACAGAUGCUAAUACAGCAGACCUUCAAGCUAUCCUAUAUAACCGAAUUGGAGAUAUUGGAUUUGUACUAGCUAUAGCAUGAUUCUUACUCAACUCAAACUCAUGAGAAUUUCAACAACUUUUCAUGAUAGAUGUAUCUUUAUUCCCCCUACUAGGCCUACUCUUGGCCGCCACAGGGAAAUCUGCCCAAUUCGGUCUUCAUCCCUGAUUACCCUCUGCUAUAGAAGGUCCAACCCCUGUAUCAGCUCUACUUCACUCCAGUACUAUAGUAGUAGCAGGAGUUUUUCUCCUCAUCCGCUUCUACCCGCUAAUAGAACAUAAUAAAAUCAUCCAAACACUUACCCUCUGCUUAGGAGCUAUUACUACUCUAUUUACUGCCAUCUGUGCUCUUACCCAAAAUGACAUUAAAAAGAUUAUUGCAUUUUCCACUUCAAGCCAACUAGGAUUAAUAAUAGUAACCAUUGGAAUUAAUCAGCCUCACUUAGCCUUUCUCCACAUUUGUACACAUGCAUUCUUUAAAGCCAUAUUAUUUAUAUGCUCAGGAUCAAUUAUUCAUAACCUAAACGAUGAACAAGACAUUCGAAAAAUAGGAGGACUAUUCAAAGCCCUUCCAUUUACCUCAUCUUCACUCAUUAUUGGCAGUCUAGCACUUACAGGAACCCCUUUCCUAACUGGAUUCUACUCUAAAGACCUAAUCAUUGAAUCCGCAAACACGUCGUAUACCAACGCCUGAGCCCUAACUAUUACUCUCCUCGCCACCUCCCUAACUGCUGUCUACAGCACACGAAUUAUUUUCUAUGUUCUAAUAGGACGACCUCGAUUUUCUACACUAACUUCAAUUAAUGAAAAUAACCCCCAACUACUUAACUCAAUUAAACGUCUUCUCAUUGGAAGUAUUAUUGCAGGAUUUAUCCUUUCGUAUAAUAUUCCACCUAUAAAUAUCCCAGUCCUAACUAUACCCACCUACCUGAAACUUACUGCACUAUUAGUAACCAUUCUAGGAUUCGUCAUUGCUAUAGAACUAAACUCAAUAACUCUUUAUCUAAAAACCAAAAUAUACUCAAACACAUCAAAAUUUUCAACCUUACUAGGCUAUUUUCCUACCAUCGUUCAUCGAUUCAACCCUCAUCUUAACCUUGUAAUAAGCCAAAAAUUCUCAUCAACCCUAUUAGACUUAGUAUGACUAGAAAAAUCUAUUCCCAAACUUACAACUAACCUUCACUCAACAGCCUCCACCAUAACCUCUAAUCAAAAAGGCCUCAUCAAAUUAUACUUUUUAUCAUUCUUAACUUCAACACUCCUAGCAACCAUAAUCGUAUUCUAUUUCCACGCGUAA
Molecule: messenger RNA, 1818 nt
Organism: Ictidomys tridecemlineatus (thirteen-lined ground squirrel)
Lineage: Eukaryota; Metazoa; Chordata; Mammalia; Rodentia; Sciuridae
Source: the annotation of a RefSeq genome assembly